AUGAAGAACAGCAUCGCUCUUCUGGCCUUGGCCGCCGGUGUCAGCCAGGUCACUGCUACCGGCUGGAACAAGUUCCCUUCUUUCACCUGCCCCGAGAACACUGACAACAAGUGUGAAGAGAAGCAGAAGGGUGGCUUCUCGUGGGGCGACUUGACCCCCGGAUCGUUCAGCAACUACGGUGGAUUCGACUUCAAGGGCUGGACCUGCGAAAAUGAUUUCUCCAAGCGCGAUCUUCUCGCCCCUCGCACCUUCGGCAAGGGCAAGGUUAUCUCCGGCUCUUGCGGUCAGAAGAAGGAGACCUCUCCUUCUUUCGGCUGCGGAUCUAGAUCCGGCUCCCCUGACAAGUUCUCCAUCAUCCACUUCGACGUUACCGUCGAGUUCGACUGCGACCUUGAGUUCCACUACGACAUGCCUGACGGCUCUAGCUGCAAGCACCGCUCUGCUUGCUCCAAGUCUGGUACUACCGUCAAGAACUCCCAGUGCGGUGGUGCCAAGAACGUCACCAUCGUUUACCCCAACCAGCCUUCCAAGCCCAAGUCCACCUGCGGCGUUGGCAUUCACACCAUCAACUUCGACUGCGAGCCUCCCAAGACCACCACGCCUCCCAAGACCAGGACCAGCGUUAUCAAGACCUCCGCCACUACCCUGAGCACCGCUCACACCAAGCCUGUCAAGACCACCUCCGUCCCCGAGGUUGAGACCACCACCAAGCCCGGCGUGCCCACCGGCCCCAAGGAGACCGUCUCCUCUGAGCUUCCCUCUAUUUCCAUCCCCGGCAAGGAGUCGACCACUGCUGUUGUUCCCUCCGUCACCAAGCCUGCCGAGUCUGAGACCAAGCCCGUUGAGUCUGAGACCAAGCCUGCUGAGUCCGAGACUAAGCCUGUUGAGACCACUCCUGGUGUUCCUUCCGUCACCAAGCCUGCCGAGUCUGAGACCAAGCCCGCUGAGUCCGAGACCAAGCCUGUUCAGCAGACCACCUCCGCCCAGCUGCCUUCCGUCUCUUUCCCCGCCAACAACACCAUCCCCGCCACUCUGCCCGUCAAGGAGACCGAGACCGAGGUUGUCCCCGUCCCCACUACUCCUGCCGUUCCUGAGACCAAGACUACCGUCUACGACACCACCUCUACUGUCUACACCACCCGUGUCGAGACCGUCACCUCUUGCGCUCCUGAGGUUACCAACUGCCCCGCUGAGUCUCGCACUGUUGUUGUCGUCACUGCCACCGUCCCUCUGACCACCACCGUCUGCCCCGUCACUGAGACCAUUGUCCACACUCCCGGCGUCACCCCCUCCGUCCCUGCUGGCAAGCCUUCCAAGCAGGUCUCCUCCGAGAAGCCCGUUCUCUCCAGCUCGGUCACCAAGCCUUCCGCUACCAUCCCCUCCGGCCCCAUCGAGACCCUUCCUUGCCCUGAUGUCGUUCCCCAGUGCUUGAGCACCUGGAUCUGGUCUUCUGGCUGCACCGACAACUCCGACUCCAGCUGCUACUGCCCUGACGCUGCCUUCGUUGAGAACGUCUUCUCUUGCAUCUACGCCUACGGUGCUUCCGAUGAGAUCAUCUCCAAGGCCACCGAGUUCUUCCAGGGUAUCUGCGCUCCCCACAUCCCCGAGAACCCUGCCAUCGUCACCGUUCCCGCCACCCUGACCUCUGCCAUCACUGUCACGGCCACCAGGCCCGCUGCCACCAACCCCGCCGAGUACACCACUGUCACCGUUGACAAGACCAUUGUCGUUCCCUGCGUCACUGAGGGCACCACCGUCCCUGGCUCUUCCACCACCGCCGUCAUCAAGACCACCAUCCAGGUCCCCCACGUCUCCUUCGCCACCGACUCUGCUUCCCAGGUCGUCCCCGUCCCGGCUCCCUCUACCCCUGCCGCGACUGUCUCUACCCAGGCUCCUGAGGCUCCUUACCCCACUACUCCUGCCGCCGGUGCCAGCAAGACCACCCCCGUCGGCACUGGCGCUGUCGUCCCCUCCACCACCGGCGUUGUCGUCGCUGGUGCUGGCAAGACCACCUUCGGCAUUGCUGCCGUUGUUGCUGCUGCUGUCCUCGCUGCUUUCUAA
Messenger RNA from Colletotrichum truncatum, 2061 nucleotides. RefSeq names its product extracellular serine-threonine rich protein. Lineage: Eukaryota; Fungi; Ascomycota; Sordariomycetes; Glomerellales; Glomerellaceae. The record is from RefSeq and is a predicted model, not a curated record.